GCGAGUUUCCAUGGUAACACUAUAAACAUUAGCUUCUUUAGCGACCUUUACAAAUCGCGCUAAAACGUGAGCGUCUUGUGCUCGGCUUUUCUCGGCACCUGUUCGGUUGUUUCUGCUAUAGUUCGGCUGUCUUUAAAUUCUUGAUCAGAUGGAGUUAUAAAUGAGGUUAUGGCUUUCUUUGGAUUAACAUAUCUGGGCUAUCAACGGCCUGUUGGGGACAAGAUGUUAUCGUCAGCCCAAAUCAAACUAAACGUUCAAGAUGUUUCAGUGUUGCAACGUGAAGAGAACGGACUUCCACCCAUCAAUACGAAAAGAGGAUUGACGUGCGCUGAUCCCUGCGGUGGACUGAUCCCAGACCAGUAUUUUAAGCAAAUCAUCAGACACGUUCACAAGUCUCCCAAAGAAGUGUAUCGUGUACCUCUGACGGACAAUCAACAGUACGGUUGGUGGGUUCCCACUGGUGGCCCCAAGAAUCAGGAACCCUGGACUCGAAUCCGGCGUUUCCCACGCAGAAACAGUGAAAUGACAAAGUUUGUAAAUGAGAUGGCCACGACCAAUUCAGACUUCAGCCUCUUUUGAUCCCUGGUCCAGGAACUAUCAAGACAAUCUGACACACUGCCGUACACAUACACACAGCAGACAGGCACACACAAUGACAUUAUGGUAUGGCCAUUUACAUUCUGUUGAAUAAAUAAAGUUAUUCGCUUAUUGCAAUCCAUGAUGCAACUGUUAGCCUUGCGGACAGAACAAGUUUAGGAGAAAUAGGAAAUGCAAAAAUAUAACAAAAUAUAAAACGGGGAAGUUCAGAUGCAGUGCAUCUUGUGCAUCUACAGAGUUAAGUCUUAAAAUAGGAUAUAAUAUCUGGUCACAUUAUUCUUGGGACAUAAUGGGGAAAAUCCUAACCAUCAGAAGAUUCAUUUAAAAAAAGAAUAGAUUAAACAUAAGCAUAUGUAUCCACUACACAUAUAGUAUCACCAUAUUGCGGGUUGAACAUAUACUGCAAAAUAUAGUCUUAAAGGGAUAGUUCGUCAAAAAUGAAAAAAAAUCCAUCAUUUACUCACCCCGUGUCAUUCCAAACUUGUUUGAAGUUUGGUAAACAAUCAACAUUGACCCCCCAUUAACUUCCAUUGUAUGUAAAAAGGUCUUUUGUGUUUCAUAGAAGAAUACAGCUUUUGAAUGAGAGUGAAUAAAUGAUGAAAGAAUUUUAAUUAAGGGUAAACUGUUCCUUUAAUCAUUUUAUAAUGUACAAGGGUUGCCUGCAAAUACUGUCAGUCAUAUUUUAUGGAUAUUCUGUCAAAACAUGAAACUUUGCUUAAGUAAAUAUAGUUUUUAGUAGCCAGCUUUUUUUUAGUGUUCCAUUAGUAUCCGAAUCUGACUGUUAACAAAAUGAAAUGACUGAUCCAAGAUCAGAGGUUAAGUUACCUUAGCAAUGGUGUUUGCAUUACUAAAUGGCUGAACGCAUGAAAUGCGUUUGCAACCUCUUAGAGCAUCUGAGCAGGAGUGGUGUCUUUUUUACCCACAACUCAGGGGCAGAGAGUAGAGAAAAAAUCUCAUUCCGAUCAAUUUACAUCACCAAAAUAAUUAUAAAUAAUAAAAUAUCAUUAUACUUAU
Messenger RNA from Triplophysa rosa, 1611 nucleotides. RefSeq names its product testis-expressed protein 49-like. The transcript has 4 exons. The record is from RefSeq and is a predicted model, not a curated record. Bases 169 to 579 code for a protein of 136 amino acids. Lineage: Eukaryota; Metazoa; Chordata; Actinopteri; Cypriniformes; Nemacheilidae.